Molecule: messenger RNA, 2142 nt
Organism: Hyaloscypha bicolor E
Lineage: Eukaryota; Fungi; Ascomycota; Leotiomycetes; Helotiales; Hyaloscyphaceae
Product: pseudouridine synthase
Exons: 2
Coding region: 42-1700 (552 amino acids)
Biological process (GO): tRNA modification; mRNA pseudouridine synthesis
Cellular component (GO): mitochondrion
Molecular function (GO): pseudouridine synthase activity; RNA binding
Source: RefSeq, a predicted model, not a curated record
CAGCAGCGCAGCCUCGACCUCAGCAACGCAGCAGAGGACGGAUGUCCGCCAAACAUUUCUGGAGGAUGACGCAAGGCAAGGUCAUGGAGGGCGUCUUCGCCAUCAACAAACCUACCGGCCUCUCCUCAGCUCAGGUCCUGCGCGACCUGCAAAAACACUUCAACCCCUCGGAGCUGUUCGCCCCGUGGAUUCAACUCGAGAAGAACAAUCGCGCCCGCGAGAAGGCCAAUCAGCGAAAGCGACGGAGAGACCAGAGAAUCCAGGUCAAGGUUGGCCACGGAGGAACCCUCGAUCCGUUGGCGACAGGUGUCUUGAUCACCGGAAUUGGGAAGGGCACCAAGUCGCUGCAGGACUUCUUGGUGUGCACCAAAGCGUAUGAGACGGUGGUCUUGUUUGGGACAAGCACCGAUACCUACGAUCGGGUCGGGAAGGUGCUCGGGAAGGCGCCCUAUGAGCAUGUCACCAAGGACAUGGUCGAGAAGGCGUUGGACCAGUUUCGAGGGAAGUUCAUGCAGUUGCCUCCUCUCUACUCUGCGUUGAAGAUGGAUGGCAAGCCUCUGUACGAAUAUGCGCGAGAAGGAAAGGAGAUACCAAGGAAGAUUGAGAGGAGGGAAGUAGAGGUGCUGGAGUUGGAGUUGGUGGAGUGGAUGGAGGGUGGAACACAUCCGCACAGGGCCCCGACAGAUGAAGCAGGCCAUGCGGAAGUGAACCUUGCGAACAAGGUGUGGAAGCAGGAGAAUGUGUUGCCGGCAGGUACGAAGAGCGAGAAAGAGGACUCACAGGGUAGGAAGAGCCAAGACUCCAAAGUGAGCUCAGAGGAUGAAGCCUUGGAGGAAUUUGAAAGGAAGAAGAGGAAGUUGAGCGAGGACCAAGACGAUCUUGUCAGGGAAAGACCACCCUCGAAGCGGAAGGUAGUGACGUCGUCACAAGAUGCAACGAUGUCCGGUGGACUGCCGCCUCCUGCUGUUGAAGCGACUGGUGAGGAAGGUGCAGUUGAGCCGGAAGGGGUACUUACCUCGGAUGAAGUGCCAAAAGCGACAAUCGAGAAAUCCCCAACACCCCCAGUGAAGGGACCGCCAGCAGUCAAGCUGCGGAUGAAAGUGACGUCUGGCUUCUACGUGCGCUCGCUUUGUCAUGAUCUCGGUGCAGCAGUUGGGUCAGCAGCACUGAUGGCUGAGCUGGAGAGAACAAGGCAGGGAGAGUUCGAGCUUGGAAAGAACGUUUUGGAGUAUGCAGACUUGGAGAAGGGAGAGAAGGUCUGGGCACCUAAGGUUGAGGUGAUGCUUGAUGCGUGGUAUGAGCAAGAUUCCCGGCGUCCUAGAACUGAGAGAAUCGUCGAAAGAACUGGAAGUGGAGAGAGAGAUGAGAGAAGUUCUGAGCAUCGCGAGAAGGAUAGACAGGGUUUUGGCCGGAGCGAGAGACACGAGCGAAGUGAGAGAGAUCACCAUCGCUCUCGACGUGACGAGAGAGGCAAUCGUCGCGACAGCGGCGGAGUGAAAGAGGAGCGGGGUCCUGAAGGCCGCGAGAAGCACUGGAUCUCACCGCCGCCAAGUCAGAGGGAUCACCACGGUCCUCGGCGUGAGGAGAGAGACGAUCGUGGAGAAAGUCAUCGACCAAGAUCUGAACAUCGCGAGAGAGAACGGCAAAGUCCUGGGCGUGGUGAGGCAGGCAGGCUGAGUCCAAGAGAGGAUGAUGUGUAGUGAAGAAGGACGAGAAGGAAGAUGGCUGACGAUGGUGUGGCACCAAGGAGGCAUAUGGCUGAUGAACCUCUGUCAUCAAUCGGAGAUGGCAGAUGGUUGAGAAUGUUGUGUCAUCUCGGAAGACAAAGAUGGUUGAAGAAGUUCAGUUCUCCAUCGACGGUUGGGGAGAACUUAUACUUCUUUCUGAGAGGGAAGGAGCUACUCGACACUUUCCACCAUACGCCUCUUCAAAAUUCGAUGGAACGUCAGAUGAUCUACCGGAAGGAGCUGAUGCUAAGCUCACUGUAUAAUAGAUAACCCAAAACACAUAAAAGAGGACCUUUCCCCAAGUCGCUAGCAAGUAGAGCGUGAUGCAGUCAAGACGCAGUGCAAGCGUUCGAGAUAAACAGCAACUCGGCCAGAGACUCUUCACGCCUCUCGCCUUUUUUCUCAUAUCUUUGGG